GUCUCUAUUUAUUAAAAAUUCGGUCAGCCAAGCAACAGCUAUUCACUUCUAAAAAUGUAAAUUCCUAGGGUCCAUCAUGUUACAAACCUAAUUAUAGAGCCACAGAGCUAUAAGCUAAGGCAAAGAUCCCUUCGCACUUUUCUACAACAAUUCUACAAUCAUCUAAAGCCUGUACCAAAGUCAAUACUUGACUUAACUUAUUCGUGUAAAAUAUAAAAUCUAGUUAUAUAAAGAAAUGCUGCGACAUUCAUGUUUCCAUGCUUGCAAUGUUGUUGAGCUGUGUAAAUUUUCUUCUUUACUAUCAAAGCAUAUAGUCUUGGACAAAAGAUGUUUCCACAAAUAUGAUGAAGAUAAUUCUUCUCGUAACAGUGGUUUUAAAAGGAGACAGUUUAAUAAGCCUGGUUUCAAAUACAACAAACAAUCUGUGAACAGAAACUUUUUAAACCAAAAUUCUAGAUUCAAUCAAAGUUUGGGACAAGAGUUAAAGCAAGCUACAUUUAACGAAUGUGAUUUGGAGCCUAUUGAAAAGUAUCUGUAUGUUGAACAUGCCAAUGUCACUCAACGAUCUGAUGAAGAAACUGCAUUUUAUAGAAAAGAUUCCAACAUCACAAUUACUGGAUCAGAUGUUCCCAAACCGAUAUUAAAUUUUGAAGAAUUGUGCUUGCCUGAAAAUUUGAAGCGAGUAAUUCUCGGUCAGGGUUAUUCUGAGCCCACUGCCAUACAAGCUCAGGGAUGGCCUAUUGCGAUGAGUGGUAGAGAUAUGGUUGGAAUUUCUCAAACAGGAUCAGGAAAAACUUUAGUUUUUAUGAUUCCUGCUGUGGUGCAUGCUCUUAAUCAACCCUCGUUUAAAACAAACUGCAAUGAAUGUUCUCCACAGGUUCUUGUAUUGGCUCCUACUAGGGAGCUUGUUCAGCAAAUAUAUCAAGUGAGUGGUCCAUUCUGUAGUGCCUCAAAUCUUAUUGCUGCUUGUGCAUAUGGUGGUGCAUCUAGGAAUGUUCAACUGCAAUGCUUAAGGGGAGCUCAUCUAUGCAUCGCUACCCCUGGGAGGCUGAUUGAUUUUGUAUCUGAAGGUGUGGUCAACCUUAAGAGGUGUACUUAUUUAGUUCUUGAUGAAGCAGAUAGAAUGUUGGAUAUGGGUUUCGAGCCUCAAAUAAGACAGAUUGUUGGACAGCUCAGGCCAGAUCGACAGACGCUGAUGUGGAGUGCGACGUGGCCCCAGGAAAUCCAAAGUUUGGCCGAAGACUUCCUAAAAGAUUACGUAAAAGUGACCGUGGGUGAGGGGAGACUCGUGGCAAAUCCUAAAAUAAAACAAAACAUAUACAUUGUGGAAGAAUUUGAUAAAGAAGACAAGCUUGUGUCCUUAUUAAAAGAAAUUCACUCUGGAAAAAAAUCAAAUAAGGUUUUGGUAUUUGCUCAGACAAAAAGAACAGUUGAUUACUUGGGAGCAAAAUUAAAUCGUUUAGGAAUAAAGUCUUACACUUUACAUGGUGACAUCUCCCAAACAAAGAGAGAUUUUGUCCUGAAUCAAUUUCGAUCUAGAGAUUGCAUUUUGAUUGCUACUGAUGUUGCAGCUCGUGGACUAGAUAUUGUUGAUGUUCAACACGUUGUUAAUUAUGACUUCCCUCCAAACAUUGAAGAUUACAUCCACAGAAUAGGACGAACAGCUCGAGGAGUCUCGUCUGGAGUUUCUCAUUCCUUCUUCACUUCAGACAAUGUUGGUGUUGCUUCUGAACUCGUUGAUGUCUUAAAUCAAGCAAAGCAAAUCGUUGAUCCUAAACUCUACUCAUUGAUUGGGCAAAAACAUCAACGUCACUACAGAGGUAACCAAUCUAAACCAGGCUUCAAUUCAAGACCAUUCCAACGACAAAGAUUUAACUAUUCCUUCUGAUAUUGAAUAGAUUUUUUUAGGUGUAAAAAGAUUUGUAAAUAAAAUCAUUAAUUAUUGUGAA
Molecule: messenger RNA, 1949 nt
Organism: Parasteatoda tepidariorum (common house spider)
Lineage: Eukaryota; Metazoa; Arthropoda; Arachnida; Araneae; Theridiidae
Source: RefSeq, a predicted model, not a curated record